UCUGUCAGCACCGAGCACAGCUUGAGGGAGAGAAGAGGAUGGCGGUGGCUGAGACGCAGCUGUAUGCAAAGGUGUCCAACAAACACAGGAGCAAAAGCCCCUCUGCACUCCUGGAGUCUCUCCUGGCCAAAGGAUUCCCAGCUCACAUUGCGCAAAAAGCCUUGGUUGCUACCGGCCAAAAGUCAAUAGAAGAUGCUGCAAAAUGGUUGCACUCUCACUGCAACGAUCCCUCUUUGGAUGACCCCAUCCCCCAGGAAUAUGCUCUUUAUUUGUGCCCCACUGGCCACUUGUUUAACUGCCUGCAAGAGUUUUGGAAGGAGAGCAAGCGGCAGUGCGGGAAGAACAGAGCCCAUGAGAUUUUCCCUCACAUCACACUCUGUGACUUCUUCACGUGUGAAGACCAGAAAGUGGAAUUACUGUAUGACAUCUUAAAGAGAAUCUGCAACAGCUUUGCACAGAGAUUUCCACCAACUAUUUCCCUAUCAUUACACUCAUCCACCAGCUACCUUGGUUUCUUUGUUGGUGACAGCCACGCAAAUAUCCUCAAAGAAUUUGCUGUGGCCUUCUCUUCAGAGGCUUCAGCCCUAGCAGACUGUCACGUGAAGCCCUGCCUAAAGCAGCUCCACCUUACCUUGGCUCACAAGUUCUGUCCUCACCACCAGAAGACUUUGGAGCAACUCGCCAAAUGCAUUAACCCAGAGGAGACCUGCCACUGGGUAGCUGCUCUCUACUCAAGGGACAUGCGUUUUGUGCAUUACCAGACACUGCGGGCUCUCUUCCAGUACAAGCCCCAGAAUAUUGACGAGCUCAUGAUCAAUGCUGGGGACUUCAUCUACGUCAACCCAACACAGCAGUCUGAAGUCAGCGAAGGCUGGGUCAUCGGGACCUCGCACCAGAGUGGGUGCAGGGGUUUUCUUCCUGAAAACUACACAGAGAGAGCCAACGAGUCAGACACGUGGGUUAAGCACAGGGAAUAUGCUUUUGUGCCAGCUUCAAAAUUUUUCACCCAAUCCACGAAUGAUCCUAAUGUUAAGCUGAAUGGAGAAGUCCAUAAUCCUGUUAUGUCAAGGAGUGUAACUGAUGUUCUUUCACUUCAGCUGUCUCAGAACACCAAUCUGCGAAGAGGUGUGUUGGUGAUGCGCCAUGGAGAAAGAGUUGAUCAGGUCUUUGGGAAAUCUUGGCUUCAACAGUGCUUAACUGCAGAUGGAAAAUACUACAGGGCAGACCUCAACUUUCCUUCCACCCUACCAAAACGGAAAGACAGUGUAAAGCAUUUUGAGCAUGAUCCUCCUUUAUCUUCCUGCGGUGUUUUCCAAUCAAGACUUAUAGGGGAAGCUCUGCUGGACCAAGAGGUGACAGUCAGCUACAUGUACUCAUCGCCUGCCCUACGCUGCAUACAGACAGCCCAACAUGUACUACAAGGGCUUAAAUUAGACCAAAAAGUCAAAAUCAGAGUGGAACCAGGACUGUUUGAAUGGACCAAGUGGGAAGCAAGCAGAGUAAUUCCAAACUUUAUGACUCUCACAGAACUGACAGAGGCUUCUUACAACAUAGAUACAAGUUACAGGGGAAUCAUCCCACUCUCUUCUCUGGUCCCGUCAGAAAGUUAUGAGGAAUAUGUGAGCAGAAGCUCUGCAGUUAUAAAAGAGAUUGUCACUGCCUGCCCCAGCAAAGGUGUCAUCCUUAUUGUGGGGCAUGGCUCUUCCUUGGCAUCUUUCACCCGACCUCUGAUAGGACUCCCUGCCAGAGACAGCAGCGACUUUGCCCAUGUAGUCCGAAAGAUCCCUUCUCUGGGCAUGUGUUUCUGUGAAGAGCUCAAAGAGGAGAAGAAAUGGCUGAUGGUUAACCCUCCAGUGAAGACAUUAACUCAUGGAGCAAAUGCAGCAUUUAACUGGAGAAAUAGUAUCAUGGAAGGUUAGAAGGCCAGCUUUGUCCUUGCAUCUGCCAAAAACAAGCAGCAUCAGAUCCAUUUUCUGUGUGGCUCCACUAGGAGGGUGAUCUGCAGGUACAGUGUCUUCCUUUUUCUUUGAACAGUUCCCUUGUGCUUUUACCACUGCACACAACAUAGUAAUGAAAUACUUUGCUUUUCAUGCCUCUCCACCUGCAGAAUGCUUCUUACAGCCAGUUUAUUGCUCUCUACUCCUGAUCAUGUCACUAAGUUGGUAAGCACUGCUUGGCAGGGCUUUCCUUACAGGUGGGGGCAUAGGGAAAGAAUUCAACAAAUUUAUUCAGUUCUAUCAUGCAGAGAGCCCACAGAGCACCAAGAAACCCAUCUGCAAACCAAAUAUGCUUGGUAGGAGUCAUUAAGACAUUUGCACACAGAAAAAGACAGUGUAUUGUUUUUCACUACGUAUGCACUCCAAUAAUUUUGAAUUUGGUGAAUGCAGCGAAUUAAACCUCAGAGCAUGUAGGAAAGAGGAUUUGGGGACUUGUAUAUUUUUCUUGUGGUGUUUUCUAAACCUCACACUGCACCGCUGAGCAGAAGAGGAGAAAAGUUUUGUUGCAAAGUUUUGUUUUAGCUUAUACAGAUUUUAUUUCAGUCAUCCAAAUUAACUGAACAGGCAGCAGAAGUGGCAAUUGUAUCCGAAGCUCAAUGAAAGGGCAAGGAUAAGCUCUUCUACUCACAAGUUCCCCUUUUUGGGCUUUCCUACAACCUAUAUGAGCAUAGACUCAGCUCCAAAAAACAUUUUGUAGGAUCAGAGCUGCAAUUAUAUCUUUCUUCUACAACCUACAAUCUAAGAAUCUACAAGGAUUUGUAGUUGUAAAAACUGGUGCUUAGAAGAGAGACAGAAUUCCUGAUGGGAUGUGUUCAUCAUACGAAAUAAAUUGCUGAAUACAGGUAA
Centrocercus urophasianus (Greater sage-grouse) is the source of this 2843-nucleotide messenger RNA. RefSeq names its product ubiquitin associated and SH3 domain containing A (gene UBASH3A). The record is from RefSeq and is a predicted model, not a curated record. Bases 39 to 1919 code for a protein of 626 amino acids. NCBI's taxonomy places the organism in Eukaryota, Metazoa, Chordata, Aves, Galliformes, Phasianidae. Gene Ontology annotation, cellular component: cytoplasm. Gene Ontology annotation, molecular function: protein binding. Gene Ontology annotation, biological process: negative regulation of T cell receptor signaling pathway. The transcript has 15 exons.